This is a messenger RNA of Cuscuta europaea, 1100 nucleotides long. The record is from the annotation of a GenBank genome assembly. NCBI's taxonomy places the organism in Eukaryota, Viridiplantae, Streptophyta, Magnoliopsida, Solanales, Convolvulaceae.
UCGAAUCCCAGUUUUAUUUCUCCUCCUUCCAUUCUCCAUUCCAUAUUCAAAAGCGCAAGAAAGAAAACCCAGACAGAGAGAGAAUUGAAGAAGAAGUUCAAGAAAACCUUCCACAAUGGUUUUGGAGUUCACAGUCGUCAACGCCACCAAACUGAGACAAGCAGUGGAUGCCUUGCCUGCGGGUAAAUUGAGGUACGUGAUUCUGAUGUGGAGCCCUCAAUUCUUUGCAAUCCAAUGUUUUCUUGAUCAAAGGCUUCCCGCUGGACAAAACCCUACUGCCCUCCUCAAGCUCGCUCCAGAGUCCUUCUCCGAAUACAAAUCAACAGACGACUUCUACCACGCAGCUGUUGACUUUGUAGACCUUAUGACUCUUCUUAACUUAACCGACACUGGUGAUACUAUCCGAUUCUCUGAGAUGGCUGAGCCAAUUGCUUCUUCACCCAAUCCGUUGGGGUUCCUGUGUGCCCAUGUCAGCACGCCUGCACAGGAUGAUCCGGAAGAAGAGAUUACCUUCAUGGUAGAGCUGAAAAUAUAUGGACAUUUACCAGAAAAGAUGCUCAGAUCUGCAGAUGUAUCCCAUGAUCCUUCUUCCUCCCCCCUCCCCCCUGUAGCCACCUUCGUUGCGCUUGCUUUUUUCAAAAUGAUGGCUUUAAUCAACCCUUCUAACGAGGAACCAGUGACAAUAACAGCGGCGCAAGGGAGAGUGUUCUUCAAUUUGGUAGGAAAACCUUUGAAAGAUUCACUGGUGAUGAAGGCGGAGGGCGGGCUGAUAUCACAAAGAGGGGAUAUUGUGGGAGCGAAUAUGGUGCAUUGUGUGAUUCCGAUGAAAUACGUGGAUGUCUUCCAAACCACCGACCUCUCAUCUGAAGUCUCCCUCUACCGCCGGCCGGCGGGAGCGACCUUGUUGUGGUUCAAACUUGACCCGCCCCUCACUUUUCUGCACGGAGACCUUAUCCACUACUUCGAUUGAAUUGCUCAAUCCCAGUUAAUUACUGAUAUAUACGAUCGAUUCAAGUAUAUAAAACACACUGACAUGCAACUAAGGUAGCUAGUAAAUACAAAACGCAAAAUUUGCAGUGUAUUUUCAUUUUCGAUCUGUU